Paramacrobiotus metropolitanus is the source of this 1354-nucleotide messenger RNA. RefSeq names its product E3 ubiquitin-protein ligase makorin-2-like. Gene Ontology annotation, biological process: protein polyubiquitination. NCBI's taxonomy places the organism in Eukaryota, Metazoa, Tardigrada, Eutardigrada, Parachela, Macrobiotidae. Bases 291 to 1259 code for a protein of 322 amino acids. The record is from RefSeq and is a predicted model, not a curated record. Gene Ontology annotation, molecular function: ubiquitin protein ligase activity; metal ion binding. The transcript has 9 exons.
CUCAUCCUUGGUUGCUACUGUGCCGCUUACUACCUAAUCAUGGCAAUUUUAAAAAUUAUUACUUAAUAGUUAAAUAAUGAAGGUUAAACUAUUAUCAAAAAUUUUAAGUCAAAAUUUGUUGUUAAGGCUUUUCACAGAUUGGAUGUUUACAGAAUUUUAUCGCUCAGUAGUUAUAUUAAUUCAUGUCGUUCAUAAUUAUGAGUGCUGACAGGUGCGUGGGAUUUUCCGAUUUGUCCUAUCAGCCGGAGAGGUGAAUAGCUAUCAAACUGAUAAUACUCACAUUUUGAAUUAUGGCACAAGGAUAUUCAAACAUAUCCUUACGCAGAUAUUCUGCAUGUGGGCCAUCUUUACGGGAGCAUUGCCCUUUUCCACAUGGCUCUUGCACAGGAACGGGGAAUUUUCGCCGUUAUUUUCUUCGCGGAAGAUGUUCUUACGGCCAUUCUUGCCGGUUCGUCCAUGAUAAGGAUCUCCGACACACCCUGCUAGAUAAAGCCAACAGCCCACCACGCCAGACAUCAUCGUUGCGGAUCAAGGAAAAACAGAAGCGGAAAAGGCUGGUGAAGGUGGAAGCGCCACCGAAUCCAGUUGCUGAUUUGAAUGACGAUUUCGAUUGUACUAACUUCCCGGCGCCCGAUGAAAAGCCGGAACAGUGGCAAACGUGUUCUAUUUGUUUCGAAACUAUUCUGCUACAACCGGACGCUACAAAGCGACAAUUCGGACUGCUCCAGAACUGCUCCCACUCAUUCUGCUUCGACUGUAUUAUAACAUGGAGAAAACAGUCCGAACUAACAGUGAAGCUGGACCCUGUAGUAAUUUGGUCAUGCCCAGAAUGUAGGACUUAUUCCGACUAUGUAACUCCUAGCCCAGUCUGGCCCGAAUCGAAUGCCCAGAAAAAGAAAAUCAGAUCUGCGUAUAAGAAGAAAAUGGGUCCCUGCGUUUGUACUACUCGUUCUCGUGGAAUCGGAAAUGGGAGUCCGUGUUGGUAUUCCCAUGUCCUGGCUGGUAUUUCUGCUGCCGGAGAACCGCGAAGGGUAAUCUCUGAAUCUACUGUCGAAGACGGUUUUAUGGACGAAGCCACCAUUGAAUUGAUAUGGAGUGCCAUUCGGGCACAGCGUGAAGUAAGGGAAAGGACUGUGACGGGGGCAGGGAGAGUUGUGUCUGUGGUUCUGCAUCCAGGAAACGAUUACCUUCACGAUGCACUCGUAUUGGCGCUCUUAUUGAUUUUAGCCGUGUGUUUGGUUUUGUCUUCAUUUUGCUGAAUGUCAUAUUGUCCUUUUGUGGCAUGCUGAUUAACUAGAUCAAGAAGUUUGAAAAUGUGAUGCAACUGACAGACGAGUAAAACAGGAAGUAAUGC